Messenger RNA from Sander lucioperca (pikeperch), 1670 nucleotides. RefSeq names its product peptidylprolyl isomerase D (gene ppid). Gene Ontology annotation, molecular function: peptidyl-prolyl cis-trans isomerase activity; protein binding. The record is from RefSeq and is a predicted model, not a curated record. Gene Ontology annotation, biological process: protein folding; protein peptidyl-prolyl isomerization. The transcript has 10 exons. NCBI's taxonomy places the organism in Eukaryota, Metazoa, Chordata, Actinopteri, Perciformes, Percidae. The coding region runs from base 137 to 1249 and encodes 370 amino acids.
AGAUACUUUUAUUUUGGAAUUUGCUCACCGGAAGUUAUUGCGUCCAUUCUUCAACCUGCUCCAGUAACUGUACACCAGCCGGGUUUAGCUAGUUAAGUUAGCCGAAACAAGUGUCUGAAACCGCCCUGUCCUUAAAAUGUCUCACCCAGUACCGUCUGACAAUCCUUCAAACCCCGAAAACCCUCGUGUCUUCCUCGACGUAGACGUUGGAGGAGAAAGAGCUGGCCGAAUAGUUCUGGAGCUGUUUGCUGAUAUCACUCCCAAAACUGCAGAAAACUUCCGGGCACUCUGCACUGGAGAGAAAGGCACUGGGAAAUCAACUGGGAAACCGCUGCACUUCAAAGGAUGCCCUUUCCACAGAAUCAUCAAGAAGUUCAUGAUCCAAGGAGGUGACUUCUCCAACCAUAAUGGCACCGGGGGCGAGAGCAUCUACGGGGAGAAGUUUGAGGAUGAAAACUUCCACUACAAGCAUGACAAAGUGGGUCUGCUAAGCAUGGCGAAUGCCGGGCCAAACACCAACGGCUCACAGUUCUUCAUAACUACCGUGCCCACUCCGCACUUAGACGGCAAGCAUGUAGUCUUCGGACAAGUGUUAAAAGGAAUGGGAAUCGUAAAAAUGCUGGAGUCUAUUGAGACUAACGAGGACGUUCCUGUUAAGCCAUGUGCCAUAGCAGACUGUGGUGAGCAUAAGGAUGGGGACAGCUGGGGCACUGGACCAAGCGAUGGAUCAGGGGACACGCACCCUGACUUCCCCGAGGACUCCGACGUCGACUUUAAAGAUGUUGACAAAGUUCUGUCUGUUGCUGAGGAUGUGAAGAACAUUGGAAACAGUCUUUUUAAGAAUCAAGACUGGAAAGCUGCUGUCAACAAAUAUAGCAAAGCCCUCAGGUACUUGGAGGUGAGUGGAGAGCUGCUGGACGAGGCGGCGCAGCAGAAGCUGGAGCCCACCGCCCUCAGCUGCUUCCUCAACACGGCUGCUUGUAAUCUGAAACUGCAGCUGUGGCAGGAUGCUCUGGACAGCUGCAAUGAGGCUCUGGAGCUGGACCAAGCCAAUACUAAGGCACUUUUCCGGAGGGCCCAGGCCUGGCAGGGGUUAAAGGAAAACAGCAAAGCCAUGAUUGAUCUGAAGAAAGCUCAGGGAAUAGCUCCAGAAGACAAAGCUAUCAGCAAUGAGAUGAAGAGGGUUCAUCUCAAAAUCCAGGAGGAGAAGGAGAAAGAAAAGAAAAUCUAUGCCAAAAUGUUUGCGUGAACAUGUCACCUAAUGAUGCAAUGAGUUUGUUUGUAACGUUUGUCAAUAUUUUAAGUCAUCUCCACGUGGGAAGCUGCACUCAUAAGGAGUCUGUAACCAGGUGAAAAUAUACAGUAUGAUUUGAUGUUUUCAAGCGGCACAUUUCUCACCAUCAGUGUUUUAAGGGAAUAACUGUUGUAAGCUUUGGCCUGUCUUAAUUCUGACAAGUGUCUUCACUGUAAUGAAUAGUUUAAGUGUUAGUCUGAUGCACGGCCGACUCCACUGCUCUGAAAAACUGGGUUAACACUGGCCCUUGUUCUAGGGGUUUGAAGUAGUUCAGCAAAGUUGUGUAUGUUUAUAUCGUUUCAUGGUAGGGAUUUUGAUACCGUGCCCCUAGCCACAUACAUCCAUCUAUUUUUUAUUUUGUUUUUUUUACAGAGGU